Aspergillus pseudonomiae is the source of this 2214-nucleotide messenger RNA. RefSeq names its product putative C2H2 zinc finger domain protein. Bases 1 to 2214 code for a protein of 737 amino acids. NCBI's taxonomy places the organism in Eukaryota, Fungi, Ascomycota, Eurotiomycetes, Eurotiales, Aspergillaceae. The record is from RefSeq and is a predicted model, not a curated record. The transcript has 3 exons.
AUGAGGUCUCUUGUGAGAGACACCUUCAAUUGCCUUGAAACCAUGAUCCAAGACGAGGUUGACUGCGAGAUAAACUCCCCCAACAGUACUAACAGCACCAACAGCAACAACGACAGAUAUGCCUGUCAGCUGUGUGAACCUUACAAAAGAAAAAUGUACUCCUCGAAGGGGGCUUUCCGUCGGCACGUCUCCACUGAACACGCCCCUCGGUCUAGAUUUUUUUGCCCCGUUUGUGGCUGGCAUACCUGCAGGAGGGACAAGGUCUGGGAUCAUUUUAGACAUAGGCACCCACCACCAGCCAGGCUCAGAAAGAACAAUAUCAAGCAUACCAGAUUCAGACCACCGAGAGAAUGUCCACUGUGCAAGAAGUCUGUACAGUCGUGGGAGGCUUACUUUAACUGUGUCUCCGAGCAUUGUCGCAUACACGGUAGCUCCCCAGGAACAAGUGGAGUUCAAAGCAGAAGAAACAGUGGGGACAGUGGGAGUGGUGGGGAUGGAUUCAAUGGCAAUUUCGCUUCUGGGAACCCGUUUAAUGGACAGGGACCCCAAACUCAUUUUCCAAGUGGAGGUGGGGACAAUUCUAAUAAUGGAAGCAACUACUUCUCUGGAUAUGGAUCCUCUUUCUAUGGAAACGGCUACUCAAGGGAGAACAGCUUUGCUCAACAGGUUGAGCAGAGACUACCACACUCCCUUAACUCGGUCCCAGAUAGAGAUGAUGCUUCCCCAGACCCUGUAUUUUUUUCUCAUAAUCCAGAGAAGAAAGGCAGCGAGAUAAACCGUCUCGGACCAAACAGUGUCUCAAGUCACCACCAGCUUCUUGAUGCCACUUUGGAAAGGAACCCGCAGGAUAUUCCACCUAAGGAUAAUUUGGGUCACCACAGUGGGAGAAAAGCACAAAAUCCGAGGGGCUCAUCUCAAACAACAUCUUGCAAUGACAAGAGCCCGCACCAGGCGACAUCGUUCAAAGAGUUGUCCCUCAAGAAGUCUCAAGCACGCCCUGCAUCUGAGCCUCAGAAUCUGCCUCCAGAGAAAUGCAAGUUAUGUGGCCAUCUAAUGACGACUUGCGUGGAAUGCAAGCUUCAGAAGGGUACUGUGGAUAGAUGCCAUUUAUGCACUGGUAAAGCCAGCCAGCAGCACGGAUUGCCCAAGGUCCUGGAAGACUAUGACCAAUACUAUGAUUUUGCGUGCAAUGGCAUGUCAGACCGGAAUCGCUCAGCAUCAAAGAUUGCUUGGGCCUUAGAACAAGUGUCCCAGGCUUUCAAGCCAAAAGGUGAUCCAUGUUCAAUCGAAAUCAGUCGCACAUCCAGAGAUUAUUUGUUCAAUGAGUCAUCUCAGGUGUAUGCACUUCAGGUUUCUGAGCAGUCCAUCUUCAAGGCCACGGGCUCCAGCUAUUCUACAAAGGCUCUCUCAAGUGCCUUGGAGCCUCAUACUACCAGAUCUCGUUUUACAGCGAUGACCCUAGCUGUUCACUCACCGCAGAUCUACAGCAAGAUUGGGCAUUCUGACUCGUCAAAAGGCAUUCACAUUGAACUCUCUGAAGUGCGAUACGACACACAGAAUAUUAUUGGAGAUACCAGUGUUGCGCAUGAGCCUGAUUCACGGAAGGUAGCAGCGUCUGAAUUGACUGCUGAGCAUGCCAUCCCACACCUUGCGAAGACGCCUGAGAGUCUUUGUAUAAUUCAAUCGAAAUCGGUCGGAGGAUUUACCCUUUACCAUGCAUCAUGUGUCGUCAAAGACAGACAGUCUUCUCAGGGCUCGACUCCUUUGACAAAUGCACCCAGUGCGGCCGAAGACCAGCUGACGCGCAAGAGGCGCUCUAAAUUGCGAAGAAAGCUUCAAGUCAUCAUUGGGAUUCUUGUAUUACAAGCAUCUGUCGCCCAUACACUCCCAGUCUCGAAGCAGUUGGAAGAUAGGAACCCGAGGAAUCCUACUGUAGUGUCUGAAGACACUGACCUCAUCGAGGCCAGCAGCGACCUUGACUCAUCCGAUCUCGAUUUCCUGCCCCAGUGGCUCCGGGAAAUGAUCUCCACAUUUUCUGCAGGCCUGAUAGAAAAUGUUGAGUCUUCGAUGUUUACAACACCGGUGUACAAAGCUGAAGAAGAGAUUUGGCCGAAGGUCAAGACGUUUGUAGGAUCUAUGGCGAGCUACCUGGAAACUCCCAUUAGCCCGACAGUGCUCGAACAGCACAUUGCUGAAUAUAGGAAGUUCGGGUGA